CAGAAUUGAAUCAAUGAAUCGCUUCAUGAGACCCAGAUUGUCACCUUUCACGAAACUCAGCACAUAUACCUCCGCUGUGAGUGGCCCAGCCACGGUUCUUGGCUCGAUGGCUCUGCCUUGAAACCGAGAGCCCAUCAGGGUGUCCCGAACUAACACCAAUCAUCAGCUUGCAUUCACCCGCGCCAUGCAUAUCCAGUCGAUUCCUAUGUGGGUAGGAAGUAGUGAUAACUACGCGUACCUGGUAGUCGAUGACAAGUCCAAAGAUGCCGUCAUUAUUGACCCCGCAAACCCCGAGGAGGUCGCUCCUGUACUGAAGAAGGCCAUCCAGGAUGGCAAGAUCAACCUCACAGCUAUUGUAAAUACCCACCACCACUGGGAUCAUGCCGGAGGCAACAAGCGACUGUUGCAAGAGCUCGGCAACGAGAAGCUCCCUAUCAUCGGCGGCAAGGAGUGCGAUGGCGUAACGCAAACACCCCCUAACGGGGAAGGCUUCAAGCUGGGCAGCAUUGCCGUCAAGGGUCUAUACACGCCUUGCCACACACAAGACAGCAUCUGCUGGUUCAUGGAAGAUGGUGGUGAUAAGGUGGUCUUCACUGGCGACACGUUAUUCCAUGGCGGAUGCGGUCGGUUUUUCGAGGGAACCCCAACCGAGAUGCACAAGGCCUUGAACAAGACGCUGGCCUCAUUGCCAGAUGACACCAAAGUCUACCCCGGACACGAAUACACCAAGGCGAACGUCAAGUUCGGCAUUUCGGUGCUACAGAGCGAGGCGGUCAAGAAGCUACAAUCCUUUGCAGAGAACAACAAGGAGACACAGGGCAAAUUCACCAUUGGUGAUGAGAAGGAACACAACGUGUUUAUGCGUGUCGAAGAUCCUGUAAUACAAAAGGCCACAGGCGAGACAGACCCUGUCUCUGUCAUGGGCAAGCUACGGGAGAUGAAGAACAACUUCAAGUGAGUAAGUACACAGUUAUGAAGAGUCAUGGUUCUAGUGGUGAAUCGGAACCUGACAUGAUGAUAGACCACCACCUUUGAGUAGGAUCUAGACUUGCCACAUACAUAGUUACCGAAACGUUGGUGUCGUCGAUAGAUAUGUAAAGCGCAUAUUGUCUUUGAAUAUUCUUCUCAGAAGUUUGGAGUGAUUUUUUUUCACCUCGAACACACCCUGACGGAAUGAACCCUCGUACUGCAUUUUCUAGCUCAAGUUACUCAGAUGUUCCAUUAGACUAGAUUUUAUAUAGAGAGUUUCUCCGACUACAUGUAAUGUACGCAUACUACUGGUUUCCGGUGGGAACUGAAAUGAACAUCCGCCUGUUAGAUUCUUCCUUUUCUUAUUUUCGAAGCAAGCCGGAGGACCUUGAGGUAGAUUAAGUAUGAGCGAGUCAACUAUUCGACCG
This is a messenger RNA of Truncatella angustata, 1397 nucleotides long. RefSeq names its product beta-lactamase-like protein. The record is from RefSeq and is a predicted model, not a curated record. The transcript has 9 exons. Lineage: Eukaryota; Fungi; Ascomycota; Sordariomycetes; Amphisphaeriales; Sporocadaceae. Gene Ontology annotation, molecular function: hydroxyacylglutathione hydrolase activity. Bases 185 to 958 code for a protein of 257 amino acids.